Molecule: messenger RNA, 1124 nt
Organism: Vigna angularis (adzuki bean)
Lineage: Eukaryota; Viridiplantae; Streptophyta; Magnoliopsida; Fabales; Fabaceae
Product: isoflavone 4'-O-methyltransferase
Exons: 2
Coding region: 1-1095 (364 amino acids)
Biological process (GO): methylation
Molecular function (GO): S-adenosylmethionine-dependent methyltransferase activity; protein dimerization activity; O-methyltransferase activity
Source: RefSeq, a predicted model, not a curated record
AUGGGUUUCUGUAGCAAUGGCAGAGAAGAGAGUGAAAUAUAUCACGCUCAAAUCCACCUGUACAAACACGUGUACAACUUCGUGAGCUCUAUGGCUCUCAAGUGUGCCAUGGAACUAGGAAUAGCGGACGCAAUCCACGGCCACGGAGAACCCAUGAGCAUUUCUGAGUUAGCCUCUGCACUGAAACUGCACCCUUCAAAACUCUCUGUCCUCCACCGAUUCAUGCGCCUUCUAACACAUAAUGGGUUCUUCGCCAAAACAACAGUGGCGUCACAUGAAGGAGCAGGAGGAGAAGAAACAGUGUAUGAUCUCACCCCUCCUUCCAAGCUUCUGAUCCGAAGCAAGUCAACGUGUUUGGCUCCUAUUGUUAAGGGCGCGCUUCAUUCGAGUUCCAUCGAUAUGUGGCACUCCUCCAACAAGUGGUUCACUGAGGAUAAGGAACUCUCACUGUAUGAGAGUGCCAACGGUGAGAGUUUCUGGGAGUUUUUGAACAAAACCACUGAAUCUGAUACGCUUAACAUGUUUCAUGAAGCCAUGGCAGCAGAUUCUAGAAUGUUCAAGAUGGCUCUGGAAGAGUGCAAGCAUGUGUUUGAGGGAUUGGGUUCCCUUGUCGAUGUGGGAGGUGGAACUGGUGCUGUCACGAGUCUCAUCAAUGAACUCUUCCCUCACAUGAAGUGCACGGUGUUUGAUCAACCACAGGUUGUGUCCAACUUGACUGGAUCUGAAAAUUUGAACUUUGUUGGUGGGGAUAUGUUCAAAUCCAUCCCUUCAGCUGAUGCUGUUUUACUCAAGUGGGUUCUGCAUGAUUGGAACGACGAGCUCGCAGUGAAGAUAUUGAAGAACUGCAAAGACGCUAUUUCAGGGAAAGGGAAAGAAGGAAAAGUGAUAAUCGUAGACAUAGCAAUUGAUGAAGCAAGUGAUGAUAGUGAAUUGACAGAGUUGAAGCUGAACUAUGACUUGGUGAUGCUCACUAUGUUGAAUGGAAAAGAAAGAGAUAGAAAUGAAUGGGAAAAACUUAUUUACGAUGCAGGCUUCAGCGGCUACGACAUCACCCCUAUAUGUGGCUUCAAAUCUCUCAUCCAACUUUAUCCUUAAUAACAUAUUUCAAGCUGUUGCAAACAAUG